UAUACAUUCGAUUUAUGUCAUUGUGAAAUGUCAAUAUAAUUCGAUUGAAGCAGUUUUCGUUUUUUCCAAUAAUCGUCAAUAAACGUACCUGUUGAUUAUUCAAGGAUUUAGAUACAAAACACAUGAAAAAGCAUAAAAUAAAUGCUUAAAAACAAAAAAAAAUUAAAACUGCUGAUCAGCCUAUGUUACACAUGCAUAUACUACACAUUCACAUAUACAUAUAUAUAUAUAGGGAGACACAUCAUGCUUGUGUUUACGGGUACGUUCAUGCCUACUUGCAUCAUGGGUACGUUGACUCUUGCCACUUUCGGUGGUGUAUGUUGUACGGUGUAUACCAUUGUGUUAUGAUACUGUGUACAAGUUCCGAUUUGAUGCGAAUUUAAUUUGUAAAAGACGGAUGGAGGGUCCAGCGCGAAAGAUAGCUCGAAAGGAAACACCAGCCCUACCCAAAAAUAAUGAUGCGUCGCAAAGCUGCGAGAAUACAUUGGACUCGAAUUGGACCUAUCUAACCUAUGAUAUUCUGAGAAUUAUCUUUCAAUACCUAAAUGUCAGAGACCUGACAAAUGCCGCGAUGGUUUGCAGGUCCUGGUUAGAAGCUGCAAAUAAUGAGAAGAGUACAAGAGGCCCUUGUUGUUUUAUACAAACGUCUAUAGCUAAUAAAGCGCAACUCUUAGAUCUUAAUUUUAUAAGAGAUAUGAGAGUUAAACCAUCAGCAGGUUUCUUUUUUCUUUCUAGAGACACACCAUGUAAUAUAAGAGAUCUCUUACAGCCUUGUCUACCUAAACAUUGUGAAGUUAUAAUGUUGUUCACUACUGGCAUUAUUAUGGAUAAUAGAGAGAUAGAACAAGAAACAUUUUAUAACAUGGUAUGUGCAUUUUUACCGCAAAUCCCGAACGUGAGAAUACAAACGUUCAAAGUGGCAAAAUAUAAUCUCACACUGAUAAGACAAAUAUCCGAAGAGUUAAUCAGAACGUUUACUGACUUUCAAACAUCCAUAUCAUGUCACGAGACAUCUACAUGUUUCAUGUUAUUAUGUAAUUAUAAGGGCUACACCGAAGCAAAGUUUCUAGCUUCGUCGUUGGCUACAGAUCUAAAAAUAAGGUAGAUUUUAUAUCCAAUU
Molecule: messenger RNA, 1120 nt
Organism: Pogonomyrmex barbatus (red harvester ant)
Lineage: Eukaryota; Metazoa; Arthropoda; Insecta; Hymenoptera; Formicidae
Product: F-box only protein 22-like
Biological process (GO): positive regulation of proteasomal ubiquitin-dependent protein catabolic process; protein polyubiquitination
Molecular function (GO): protein binding
Source: RefSeq, a predicted model, not a curated record